UUUAACACUGUUUACUUGAGGACAGAGUUUUUUUCUGGACUAUUUAGUGAACAAUUGUCCUCCUGUGGGAGGAGCAAAGGUCUGCUCAUUAUAGCAGACCUGAAACUUUCCUUCAGAUGAAUCUGUGCUGGUUAACUGAAUCAGUCAUGGAGCUGCUGCUGCCGAUCCUUCUUGGCUUCCUUGCUUGUCUGGUCGGAGGGCUGUACCUUCUCGGAGUGUUCAGACAGCGGCGACCAGGAGAACCCCCCCUUGAUAAAGGGCUCAUUCCUUGGUUGGGUCAUGUCUUAGAGUUUCGCAGGAACACCUUGAAGUUCCUAGAGAGAAUGGAGAAGAAGCACGGUGAUAUAUUUACAGUACAGCUGGGAGGGUUUUAUAUUACAUUUCUCCAGGACCCUUUUUCAUUUGGGGGAUUCGUUAAGGAGAGUCGGGACAAACUGGACUUUCGAAAGGUUGCUCUGCAUCUGGUGCACAGAGUGUUUGGAUAUAAAGCUGUUGAAGGGGAGCGUAGGAUUCAUGAAAUGUCCAACAACAAGCAUCUGAAGGGGGAAGGUCUGCAAGAACUGACCCAGUCUUUUAUGAGUAAUUUACAAAACAUGAUGUUGCACAACAUUGGAUCAGCUGCAGAGGACAGGACCUGGAAAGAAGAUGGACUGUUCAGGUACAGCUACAAUGUUGUUUUCAGAGCUGGAUAUUUGGCCUUGUUUGGCAAUGUGCCACCCAAGUCUGAACAAAGUGAGGAGAAAGCCAAAGAGAAAGACAGAGCUGAAUCAGAAGCUUUGUUUCAUGAGUUUCGUAAAUAUGACCAGCUCUUCCCCAGACUGGCGUAUGGGGUCCUCCCACCGAUGGAAAAGUUGGCUGCAGAGAGGUUGAAGACAUACUUCUGGGAUGUUCUGUCAAUCCUGAAAAUGAAAACCAAGGACAAUAUCAGUGGCUGGGUGUGGGACAUACAGCAGGGUAAAGAGGAGAUGGGAAUGGAUGUGUCAAUGAUAAACAGGAACAUGUUUAUGCUUCUUUCGGCCUCUCAGGGCAACACAGGGCCUUCUUCAUUCUGGCUGCUCCUCUUCCUCAUGAAACACCCAGAAGCCAUGAAAGCAGUGAAGGAAGAGGUGGAUAAAGUUCUGAAAGAAUCUGGACAGGAGGUCUGGCCUGGUGGUCCUAUGGUCAACCUGACCCGUGAAAUGCUGUUGAAAACACCGAUCCUGGACAGUGCUGUCGAAGAGAACCUCCGACUCACUGCUGCACCCCUCCUCACAAGGGCAGUGAUAAAGGAAAUGACCUUCAAGAUGGCUGAUGGGCGUGAAUAUUUACUUCGCAAGGGUGACAGAAUUGCAAUCUUUCCUUUCAGUUCUGUCCAACAUGACCCAGAGAUCCAUCCUGAGCCGCACUCAUUCAAAUAUGACCGCUUCCUGAAUCCAGACGGGACCAAGAAAACUGAUUUUUACAAAGCGGGAAAGAAGGUAAAAUAUUACACCAUGCCCUGGGGAUCCGGGGUCUCCAUGUGCCCUGGCCGUUUCUUUGCCACCAAUGAGCUGAAACAGUUUGUUUUCCUCAUGUUGGUCUAUUUUGAACUUGAGCUGAAGAAUCCUGAUGAGAAGAUUCCUGAAAUUGACCUCAGUCGAUACGGCUUUGGAACGAUGCAACCUGUCAGAGAUGUCCAGUUCAGAUACAGACUCAGAUAUUAAGCCAGUCAGAGAAAAACAUGAUUGUCACUGAGAAAAAUUGUGAUUAUUUUCUAUCAUUUAUAAUUGAAUCAUUGUAUUAUUGUGAAAGCUCAUUUUUUGUAUAAUUAUUUAAUUGACUGUUUUUACCUGAACCCUUAUAAAUUGAAGCAUGGGGCAAUUCAAUUCAAUUAAAACCGAUUUACUCACUAUGACCACAGUCCCUAGAUAGUUUGUUUUUCUUUGACUUACUUCAUUACCACUACCAUGGAGACGAUGUUUUUGGUAGCAUUUGAAUGCACGUCAGUCUGUUUGUAAACAUGAUAGCUUUAAAAACUUUCUAUGAUUUCUGAAAGUAUGUAGAGUGGGGUCAUAUUAACAGUCUAUUAAAACUUUGCUUAUAUCCACUGAGUUCUUUCAGGUCAUCUUAUUGAUUUAAGAUUUUGGUUGAAAAUGGACUAAAUGUCUUAUAACUUAAAUCAAGGACUCUUAAAACUGGGGUGUGCAUUGACAACACAUAGAAAGCUGUAUACAAAGAUUUCAAAUAUCAUGUCACAUUUGAUUUGUUUGUUUUUUAAACCUUUUUGAUUUUCUUUUAUGUUGAGUUGAUUUAAUAAAUCAUCUGAUUUAUUGAUCUUAA
Oreochromis niloticus (Nile tilapia) is the source of this 2298-nucleotide messenger RNA. RefSeq names its product 5-beta-cholestane-3-alpha,7-alpha-diol 12-alpha-hydroxylase. The coding region runs from base 117 to 1682 and encodes 521 amino acids. Lineage: Eukaryota; Metazoa; Chordata; Actinopteri; Cichliformes; Cichlidae. Gene Ontology annotation, molecular function: iron ion binding; sterol 12-alpha-hydroxylase activity; heme binding. The transcript has a single exon. The record is from RefSeq and is a predicted model, not a curated record.